Molecule: messenger RNA, 369 nt
Organism: Microdochium trichocladiopsis
Lineage: Eukaryota; Fungi; Ascomycota; Sordariomycetes; Xylariales; Microdochiaceae
Exons: 1
Coding region: 1-369 (122 amino acids)
Molecular function (GO): nucleic acid binding
Source: RefSeq, a predicted model, not a curated record
AUGAAGCGCCAGACGACGAAGUCGGGCGCGCCGACGUCAAAGAGUGAAGCGACGAGGGCGUGGAAUCAAUGCUGGAAGGACUUACCGCAGGCUAAAAUACAGGCUUGGAUUGAACGAAUCCCGUUCCAUAUUCAAGAGGUAAUAAGGCUUGAAGGCGGUAACGAGUACCGCGAAGGACGACGGAUUCGACCUGAGAGUAAUGGUGAUUUUUGGGAUGUGGUUUUACAGCGGCAACGGCAACGACAGCGACCUUCACCCACGCCGCAGUUUGACCCUAAAGGCUGGGAAAACGUUAGUGACGAUAGCUUCACUUCUAAUAGUGCCCUCGCCGGCGACGAGAUGCUGUACCUACUAACAGGGCGCCGUUAA